ACGGGCGGGCGCUUCGCGGUUUGAAUGGCUACGGGCCCGGGCCCGCAGCUCACCUGAGGACUGGCCGCCCAAGGGUGCGCCAUGCCAUCUGGAGGCGACCAGUCGCCGCCGCCCCCGCCGCCCCCUCCGGCGGCGGCAGGCUCCGAGGAAGAAGAGGAGGAGGAGGACGACGACGACGACGACGGGGAGGCGGAGGAGUCCGCGCAGCCGACGCGGACGCCGACUCCGCAGACCCAGCAGCGGUUCGACGAGCUGUGCUGCCGCCUCAACAUGGACGAGGCGGCGCGGGCGGAGGCCUGGGACAGCUACCGGAGCAUGAGCGAGAGCUUACACGCUGGAGGGAAAUGAUCUUCAUUGGUUGGCAUGUGCCUUAUAUGUGGCUUGCAGAAAAUCCGUGCCAACUGUAAGCAAAGGGACAGCUGAAGGAAACUAUGUGUCUUUAACUAGGCUCCUGCGAUGCUCAGAGCAGAGCUUAAUUGAAUUUUUUAACAAGAUGAAGAAAUGGGAAGAGAUGGCAAAUCUACCCCAAGAUUUCAGAGAACGGACUGAGAGAUUAGAAAGAAACUUCACUGUUUCUGCUGUAAUUUUUAAGAAAUAUGAGCCCAUUUUUCAGGACAUUUUUAAAUAUCCUCAGGAGGAGCAGCCUCGGCAACAAAGAGGAAGAAAGCAACGGUACGCUUCUCUCUGCUGGUUAGGGAUAUAUGUG
Myotis lucifugus (little brown bat) is the source of this 706-nucleotide messenger RNA. RefSeq names its product retinoblastoma-like protein 2. Lineage: Eukaryota; Metazoa; Chordata; Mammalia; Chiroptera; Vespertilionidae. The transcript has 3 exons. The record is from RefSeq and is a predicted model, not a curated record. The coding region runs from base 82 to 348 and encodes 88 amino acids.